CGCAGCGGCGUUCAGCGAUCUCCCUCCUCCCACUCAGAGACAGGAGACUUCACCCCGGGCUCCGAGACCAAGAAUGUCGUCCUCCGCGGCCUUUUAUCUUCUGUCGACCCUGGGAGGGUACCUGCUGACCUCGUUCCUGUUACUGAAAUACCCGACCUUGCUGCACCAGAGGAAGAAGCAGCGAUUCCUCAGUAAACACAUCUCCCACCGCGGAGGUGCUGGGGAGAAUUUGGAAAAUACAAUGGAAGCCUUUGAGCAUGCAGUUACAAUUGGAACUGAUAUGCUAGAACUGGACUGCCAUAUCACAAAAGAUGAACAAGUUGUAGUGUCACAUGAUGAGAAUCUAAAGAGAUCGACUGGGGUCAAUGUAAACAUCUCUGAUCUCAAGUAUUGUGAGCUCCCACCUUACCUUGGUAAACUGGAUGUCCCAUUUCAAAGAGCAUGCCAAUGUGAAGGAAAGGAUACCCGAAUUCCAUUACUGGAGGAAGUUUUUGAAGCCUUUCCUAACACCCCCAUUAACAUCGAUAUCAAAGUCAACAACAAUACGCUGAUUAAGAAGGUUUCAGAACUGGUGAAGCAGUAUAAGCGAGAACAAAUGACAGUGUGGGGUAAUGCCAGUUAUGAAAUUGUAGACAAGUGCUACGAGGAGAAUUCAGAUAUUCCUAUACUCUUCAGUCUGCAACGUGUUCUGCUCAUCCUUGGCCUUUUCUUCACUGGCCUCUUGCCAUUUGUGCCCAUUCGAGAACAGUUUUUUGAAAUCCCAAUGCCCUCUAUUCUAUUGAAGCUAAAAGAACCACAUACCAUGUCCAGAAGUCAAAAGUUUGUCAUCUGGCUUUCCGAUGUCUUAUUAAUGAGGAAAGCUUUAUUUGACCACCUCACUGCGAGAGGCAUUCAAGUGUAUGUUUGGGUAUUAAAUGAUGAACAAGAGUACAAACGAGCUUUUGAUUUGGGAGCUACUGGAGUGAUGACAGACUAUCCAACAAAGCUUAAAGAUUUUUUAAAUAACUUUUCAGCCUAGGAACAGAUACUCAGAAGUAUCUUGAAAAGACCUAAGAAAAAUAUGUCACCAUCACUUCUUAAAGAUACUUCCAGAAUGGUAAAAGGUUUAAUCAGUUAAGUUUUUAUUACCUCAUUUUUAAGUCUGAAGAACGUAGAAAUUGUACGUUGUCUAUUUAUUUUAAACAGUAUGGCACACUUUAUAAAUCAGUUAGAAAGAUAACAGUUAUGUUAGUAAAAGAUUAUUGAUCAAGAUGUCUCUAUAUGAUGCAGUAUUCUACUGUGAUAAGUGUUUCUGAAAUCAAAGACUUGGAUAAAUUUGGCAAUCGUUCUCACUGGAAUAAGAUCAGCUAUUUUAGUAAAAUAAAAUUAUUGAAGGCCAUUACAACUGUUUUACAUUUCUUUAAAAUGUCUAGGUAUUUCUUAGUUAAAGGGGAAAAUAUGACUAAAGAAGAACUUGAAAAUCAAUGUUGUAGUUAUACGGCAAGUUAAUAUGUUGUUAAUAGAAGGUAAGCAAAGAAGUCACUGAGACCAGAGCUAGGGAUGGUGAUCCCAGCUUUCAGAAGGUUGAAGCAGGAAGAUCAUGAGUGUGAGGCCAGUUUGAGACUGUUGCAAAAAGAAAGAACAGAAAAAUGAAAAAUACCUGAAAGCUUAUUACUUGAUCAGAAAUAAAACCUGUAGACUGAAUUAGAUUUCUCAUUCAGUGUUGUUAAUGGGGGUAUUCUAUGUGGAGUCUUUUUCAGUUGUGAAACAAUGUGACUGUGUCUAUUUUUUAUGCAUUAAAAAUAGACCUUUUAACUGUAAAUUAAGAUAAAAAUCUAAGUCAUGUUUCUAUGUUUCCACUAAAGAAAUGUAAGAUUUUCAUUUUUUGGCCUUGACUUGACUGAGCCUACAUCUAGAUUUUUAAAUAAUGUUUCAAAUCUUAAUAAUCACAUUAAACUGCUAAAAGUGUCUGUCAUUGUUUCUAGCACUUAGGGUAUGAACCACCUGUUUCUGACCUUUAAGAACAUAUUCAUCUGAAUAUUAAGUAGAAACAGAAUUUCCCAGAACAUUACACAUCAUUUUCUCAGCUUUUCUGGUAUGACUUCAUAUAAAUUUGUUUCCAGUCUUUUUGACUGGUUUUCAUGGUCUCAGAUGGAGAGAUAAAUAUAAUCUGGAAUAAUAAAUGUCUUUUGCCUA
Molecule: messenger RNA, 2175 nt
Organism: Dipodomys spectabilis (banner-tailed kangaroo rat)
Lineage: Eukaryota; Metazoa; Chordata; Mammalia; Rodentia; Heteromyidae
Gene: Gdpd1
Product: glycerophosphodiester phosphodiesterase domain containing 1
Exons: 10
Coding region: 74-1018 (314 amino acids)
Biological process (GO): N-acylethanolamine metabolic process; glycerophospholipid catabolic process
Cellular component (GO): endoplasmic reticulum membrane
Molecular function (GO): phosphatidylcholine lysophospholipase A1 activity; phosphoric diester hydrolase activity
Source: RefSeq, a predicted model, not a curated record